GUCCUGGGUUUUUGCCGGUCUUGCUUGUCGGUGGCGUUGAAGCUUGGAGAGGAGAGAGAGUUGAUGACUGAGUUGACGACUGGACUGCAGGAGCGAGCGAACCGAAUCGUGGACCGGGAAUAUGAGCUGACCUCCCCACUGUCUUCGUCUUCUCCACCCGCACCCAUUCGUCACCGAUACCUCGUUAGAUCAAUGAAAAUCAAUCAUAAAGAUGGCUUAUCGGAGGAGGCAGCAGCAAUCAGAGAAGCCAUUUGCCGAGCUUGAUUCCCACGGAGCUUCCUCGUCAUCGUCGUCAUCGUCUUCGCUGGCCGCCAAAGCCAUCAGAGCAUCCUCCGCCCAUGCCCAAUCUUCUCUCUCCUCUGCUUACACUUACACUCCCCCUUCCUACAAGGAUGUUGAUGCUCCGCCUAUCGACUCCGCGAAACCUCCCGACGAGCCAAAACAGGGAUUUUGGGGAGCUCUUGCGAGGAAAGCUAAAUCCAUUCUUGACGAUUCUGAAGAUCCCCCUUCCCCGCAUCAACCAGUAGCGGACCAGCUCCCCACUCCAUCUCCUCCGCCCAAGAGCUGGCCAAAACAAGAAAGCCCUCCUGCAUUUCAGAAAGGAAUCGGUGCCAUUGCUACCUCUCUUAAUUAUAUUGGUAACGCGGUGGAGGAAGGUAUUAAUAUCGUGGAAAAUCGUGCAGCCAACAUUAUUCAAGAAACACGCAAGCAUGUAAGGAAAAAACCUAGCAGGUUUGAGGAACGGAACAAGGGACUGAACCAGCAUAAUCCAUCGCAACAGCCCCAAGCCGAAUCACAGAUGCAAUCAGAACAAGAAAUUCAAUUGAAGGCUUCUCGCGACGUUGCAAUGGCCAUGGCUGCCAAAGCGAAGCUUCUUCUUCGGGAGCUGAAAACUGUCAAAGCAGAUUUUGCUUUUGCAAAGGAGCGAUGUGCUCAGCUAGAAGAAGAAAAUAAAAUGCUCCGGGAAACUCGUGGAAGAGGUGGAAGCCCAGAAGAUGAUGAUUUGGUGCGACUUCAACUCGAGACACUUUUAGCAGAGAAAGCUCGGUUGGCACAUGACAACUCGGUAUAUGCGCGUGAGAAUCGUUUCUUGAGGGAAAUUGUGGAGUACCACCAGCUCACCAUGCAGGAUGUGAUAUACUUGGAUGAGAAUGCAGAAGAAGUCAAUGAAGUUUACCCUUUGAAAGUGCCCCUGGUCUCUAAUUUUCCUGCCGGUGCUGCUUCUGUGCCUCUUAACUCACUGUCCUCGGCCUCUCCUAAGCAUGCUGCUCAUAGCGCGAGCCAGGAAGCGACAUGGACUUCUCAUCCCUCACUAUUGCCAGAACCUGUGGAACCUGUUGGACGUGCCAUACCAUCUGGCUCUUAAAUCUGCUUUCAUGGUGAUGAAGGAUGGAAUUAGAUCACAGAACUACUUUUGAAAGGGCAAAUUGUAUGGAACGAUGGAUAAUUUUAACAAAGAGCAAAUUGUACUGUCAGGAGAUUGCGACGUUAUUCAACUUUUUUAUAAGC
This is a messenger RNA of Rhodamnia argentea, 1509 nucleotides long. RefSeq lists its product as uncharacterized. The record is from RefSeq and is a predicted model, not a curated record. The transcript is spliced from 6 exons. The coding region runs from base 212 to 1366 and encodes 384 amino acids. Lineage: Eukaryota; Viridiplantae; Streptophyta; Magnoliopsida; Myrtales; Myrtaceae.